AAGAGCACCGUCAAAUGAAACAAUUAGUCGUACGCAAUUAACAAUUCAGUACAAGUAUUGAACUCGUGUGAAUCUCGUCGAAUUAGUGUUUAUAUAAGACACUAUUUAAGUUUAAUCUUUCACCAUGGUUCAAAGUCACGUCGUUUCUGCAAUAUUUCUGAUACUUGUUUCUGCAAAUGCAAUACAAGGUGGAGUAGUACCAUCGCCAUUCCUCCAGGAGGAGUUUUUUCCCAAUUUCGUGGACCUUGUAAGUUUGCCGAGAAUUGGCGAGUUAUCUCAUAAUGUUGCCUCAUCAGCGGCUACUGCGGCAUCACAUGCUUAUAACGGCUUCAGAACGUACCUUGACAACUUCCGUACCGGUUUUGGCGAACGUAUACAAAUUCCACCUAGGUUUGCUUUAUUGAACCGCUUCGUCAAUCAAGGAUUUUUCCCGGGUCUUACAGACCCAACAAUUGUGGAUGGAGCCACGGAUGUCGUUACAACCGGAGUUGUUCCUACUAGUGGCCGUUUGGUAGCGCCAGGUCUUUUAGGCAAUUACAGAGGCCGCCUUGGUGGUGGUGCUACUUCCACUGGUGCAGCAUCAAGUUCGGCUGCAUCCGGCUAAGCGUUAAGCUUGCGAUCCGUUUUAGAAAGUCACUGAAGCUAAAACAUUACAUUUAUUCAGUUCAAUAUGCAUAAAUAUUCAAUUUGCACAAUGUUCUUAACAU
Molecule: messenger RNA, 707 nt
Organism: Pogonomyrmex barbatus (red harvester ant)
Lineage: Eukaryota; Metazoa; Arthropoda; Insecta; Hymenoptera; Formicidae
Source: RefSeq, a predicted model, not a curated record